AUGUCUUCUUCCCACCCCGGCUGGACCGCCUAUGAAUACUACCCCUCAAUGGGGGCAGCAGUAGUAUUCGUCAUAUGCUUUGCAAUUGUCACUUUAAUGCACACAUUCCAUUUGUUCCGCACAAGAACAUGGUUCUUCAUCCCGCUCGUCAUCGGCGGAUACUUCGAGCUAGUUGGAUAUAUCGGCCGCGCCAUGUCAUCGAAGGAAUCGCCUAAUUGGACCAUCGGACCCUAUGUUAUGCAGAGCACAUUGCUGCUCAUUGCCCCGGCGCUGUUCGCAGCUAGUAUCUACAUGGAAUUAGGUCGCAUUAUUGUUAUGGUCAAGGGGGAGCAGUUCGCGUUGAUUCGGGUUAGCUGGAUGACCAAGAUAUUCGUCGCGGGUGACAUGUUGAGUUUCUUGAUGCAGGCUUCUGGUGCCGGGAUAAUGGUGAAAGGCACAAGCUCCACCGACCCGUCAUCCUCCACGAGCACCGGCCAAAACGUUAUCAUCGGUGGCCUCAUCGUGCAAAUCGUCUUCUUCGGCUUUUUCCUGAUUAGUGCGUUCAUCUUCCAGCGGCGCAUGGGCUCGCACCCCGAACCUCGUGCAGUGGCGGACCAGUACCCAUGGCGCAAGCAUAUGUGGGCGUUGCACUCGUCCAGUAUCCUCAUUCUCAUUCGGUCCGUCGUUCGUGUUGUUGAGUAUGUCCAGGGUACGCAUGGUUAUCUCAUGGAGCAUGAGGUUUUCAUUUAUGUCUUUGAUGGAUUGUUGAUGUUUGCCAUGAUGGUCAUUUUCGUGAUCGUUCACCCUAGCGAGGUGAAUUAUCUUCUUGGGAGGGGAAGAGUCGUAACGGCUAUGGGUGGGUUGAAGGCCAUGGAGGGCUCGAGCGCGGUUUAG
Messenger RNA from Penicillium egyptiacum, 873 nucleotides. The record is from the annotation of a GenBank genome assembly. Lineage: Eukaryota; Fungi; Ascomycota; Eurotiomycetes; Eurotiales; Aspergillaceae.